This is a messenger RNA of Aplosporella prunicola CBS 121167, 1554 nucleotides long. RefSeq lists its product as uncharacterized. Gene Ontology annotation, biological process: mRNA cis splicing, via spliceosome. The transcript is spliced from 2 exons. Gene Ontology annotation, cellular component: cytoplasm; spliceosomal complex. NCBI's taxonomy places the organism in Eukaryota, Fungi, Ascomycota, Dothideomycetes, Botryosphaeriales, Aplosporellaceae. The record is from RefSeq and is a predicted model, not a curated record. Gene Ontology annotation, molecular function: protein binding. The coding region runs from base 1 to 1554 and encodes 517 amino acids.
AUGGACAGCCGGAACCCGCCAUGGCGCGCCCAACAGGGUCGCGCUCCUAACAGAAUGCCCGCGUCCACGAUACCGAGCAAGCGCUCCGCCGACACACAAGAGGAGGCCUGGGUUGCGGACGAAGAUCGCUUCGUCUUGCGGCAGGCAAAGAAAAAGGCAGCUAUUCGUGUGAAGGGAGGGCGUGCAAAGCCUAUCGACUGGCUCGCUAUCACUUUGCGCGUUGUCGACGGCGCGAAAGGCGCAUUCGAGGACGAUGAGGACGACAGCGAGCUUGACAUUGUGGAUCCCGAAGGCGUCCUAGAAUCGCUAGAUGACGCCCAGCUGGCUGAACUGGAAAAAGACAUCGAUACAUACCUCACACUUGAAUCGGACAGAAAGAACAAGGAGUUUUGGAAUACUAUAAAGGUCAUUUGCAAAGAUCGCCGCCAAAAGUCAGAGUCUGGCUCUGAUGCCCGCGGCGUCAGCUCCGUGUCUAGCGAUGUCGAUCGGCUUCUUGCACCAAAGUCCCUUGAAGAACUCGAAGGGUUGGAGAAGCAGAUCCGGAGAAAGCUGGAAUCGAACGAACCAAUCGACGUUGAUUAUUGGGAACACUUGCUCCGGAGCCUCAUAGUCUGGAAGUCAAAGGCAAAGCUUAGACGUGUCGCGCAGGCGGUUGUCAACAGUCGUCUACAAGGCUUGCGCAUGCAACAGGAGCAAGAGGCGCUCAGCGUCCAGGAAAGAUUGCGUAGCAUCUUGAGCAAGCCGAGCUCACAAGGAAGAGAACAAAUGGCAAAUACUGCAACAUCUUCAUUAGAUCCAGAGCCGUUCCUCAAGCUGCGGCCAGAGGACAAGGCACUGGAAUGUAUUGAGGAGCAGGCAUUUUUGGACAAGAUCGCGGACGAGCGUCGCAAGAUCCUAAAACUCGGCUACGUGCCAGCUGGGCAGAACCAGGUCGACAAGUCUGCUACUAGCAGCAACCAGGCUAAGCCAGCAGCGGAUGCCAGCAGCAGCAGUACCUCGAGGUUCGCAACGCCGCGCAACAACGAUUUCUCCCAAGCGACCAUAGCUCUCUAUGAGCGCGAAGUCGCCCGUGGCGUAAACGAGAAUGAGGAGAUAUUCACGGGCGAAGAGGAAGUUGUCACGGCGAACAAAUCGCAGUGGAUGAACAAACACCGGCCGCGCAAGCCUCGCUACUUCAACCGCGUGCAGAUGGGCUACGAGUGGAACAAGUACAACCAGACGCACUACGACCACGAUAACCCCCCGCCCAAGGUGGUCCAGGGCUACAAGUUCAACAUCUUCUACCCGGAACUCAUCGACAAGGGCAAGGCCCCGACCUACCGCAUCGAGCGCGAGAACGGCCGCAAACGCGGGCAGUCCUUUGCCCCGGCCGGAGAGGAAGAUACGUGUUUGAUUCGAUUCAUUGCUGGUCCGCCGUACGAAGACAUUGCGUUCCGCAUCGUUGACAAGGAGUGGGAUUAUAGUGCUAAGCGGGAGCGGGGUUUCAAGAGCAGCUUUGACAAGGGCAUCUUGCAACUGCACUUCCAGUUCAAGAAGAUCUAUUACAGGAAAUGA